Messenger RNA from Beauveria bassiana ARSEF 2860, 735 nucleotides. RefSeq lists its product as uncharacterized. The transcript is spliced from 2 exons. The coding region runs from base 1 to 735 and encodes 244 amino acids. Lineage: Eukaryota; Fungi; Ascomycota; Sordariomycetes; Hypocreales; Cordycipitaceae. The record is from RefSeq and is a predicted model, not a curated record.
AUGGCUCGCACUCGUAAACAGCGCACGCCCAGCGCGACGACAACGACAACAACAACCCAGCCGCCGCCCCUCGCUCACCCCGACCGCUCCAAGGCACCCAGCAUCAACGAUCAGACGCUUUACAAGAUUGCCGAGCAGCGCCAGCUGUUUCAGCAAGCGGCCGCGCGCGAGCUAAAAUCAAAUGUGGCCGUGAAGAAGAUUCGCCUUGGCAACCACGACGACGUUUCGAGCUCCGAUGACGACGAUGACGACGAUGACACCGAAAACGAGGUCCCGACACUGUCCCCCGGCGCGGAGCGCAUCCUCGAGGCCAUGCUCUGGACCACCUCCCUCGCCAUGCUGCACUUUACAUUUGACGUGCUCGUGCAGCACCAGUACGGAACCGCAAUUGCCUGGCGGCAGGUCUGCCACCGCACAAUGAGUGCCUGGGCCGUAUUUCUGAUGCUCUUCUACGCGCUGCAUCCCCGCAAGUCCGACCAGACCCUCCUCCCCGGUCUUGCAGCACGCUACCAGGCACCCCUUCGACAGGCCAUCUUCUUCGCUAUCAGUGUCGUCUCCGGGUGCUACCUCAUCUACGUGACCAAUAUGAAAGGCUAUCUGGCCACGCAACAGCGCGCUCCGCCGCUCGGCUGUCUCUGGAUCUGGGCAGUCAUGGAGUUGGAGCUGCUUUGGGCGACACUAAGUUUGCUCGUGGCGUUGGGGUACAUCUACCUAGGGGGGUACAACAUAAAAUAA